Messenger RNA from Penicillium olsonii, 1674 nucleotides. NCBI's taxonomy places the organism in Eukaryota, Fungi, Ascomycota, Eurotiomycetes, Eurotiales, Aspergillaceae. The record is from the annotation of a GenBank genome assembly.
AUGGCAUCCCAUCCCGCCAUGUUACUGGACCCGAAAGGUGCCAAGAGACAAGCCCAAGCCAAUGGUAAUCACUCCAAUUCCUACUCCCCUUCGUAUGCCUUCCCCUCCGUGGAUUCUUCUCCCAAUGAGGCCGGCGAGCCACCCAAGGAUUCUCCUAGCCCCUUGAACCGCUCUUCUGACCCCGCUUUGCCUCUUUCUCCUGGCUCAUCCGAGAUUUUCUCUUCUGCUUUUUCUUUGCCUGCAAUGGAUCCCCCGGACAUGGUCCAUGCCCCAGGUGGGGCCGAGGCUGAGACUUGCACGCCUGUUAUGUCCCAGCAAGACUUGGAGAGCAUACUAGCAAAUGUACCCGACAUCGCCGAAAAGGAUACGCCUGCGAUCUCCCAGAUGGAUUCCCAGGCACUGGUUGAACCACUUUCUGUUCCUGUCGACUCUGCAAGCAAUCCUGUUAUCAACAUUGGAUCCGAGGGCAUACCUGCAGAUUCUCUUUACUCAGGCUUGACUCGUAUUCUUCCCGACUCACAGGGUGAUGUGGUCAAUAUGCUCGCAGAGUCGACAUGUCCAGCCUCGGAGUCUCCUCGGCAGAUGUCAUUUGGCCCGCAAAUCCUCCCAGCGAUGGCCAACAUUUCUUCAGAAGAAUCAGCGUUCCAGGGCUUACUUUUCGAUCACACAGGAAAACAAUCAAUGGCACCCGCGGGUACUGCAACUGUUACACGGCGUCAUGGGCCAGCACCCCGGACGCCGAUCACCGUUGAUUCGGGACCUUUGAGUCCGCCCGCACAGACAUCAGACAGCCUGGAAGUACAAUUUUCCACUACUCAAGAUGAAGAAAACGAGAGCGACGCCAAGCGCAGCUACCACGAGCUAAGUGACGACGAAGAUACCCCCGACAGGCGCAAUUUGAUUGCCGAUGUGUACGGCGCGGAAGAACGCAAAAGGCAGAAUGUGAAACGAGUUAAGACAGCGAAUGAGCAGUCAGACGCAGCUAAUGCACAGAUCUCUAUGUCCGGGUCUAAUGGCCUCGGGAAAUGGAUGAAGGAGGGGGAGAAAACUCCAAGUUCAAGUGCUGUAUUUGACACCGUCGAUCUCACGAACGGUAAGGCCUCUUUCUUCGGGGUAUGGCAGUAUCUAACAAGUCUUUGUGUAUUAGACUUAGCAGACACCCCCAAAGACGACGAUGACGACGAUGAAAUUCAAUGCACGGGAUCAACCGAUCUCAGCACCCAGCGUGUUUGCUAUGGCAAAAUAGACGGUGCUUUGAUUCAAUCCUCCUUCGUCCCCAAACCAGCAGAUUCCUCAAUCUUCGUUGAUCAGAAUUCUUGGCCAUCCAUGAAAAUUGAAUUGAGCCGGCCCCCGAAUUCCAGGCAGGGUGACACUCAGAUCAAUGUCACUGAUCCUCACGGCUUCAUUUUUGGCAAAAUCGACCCCAAGACCGCACAGGGACUGUGUCCGCUUCUUGACGGUUAUGAAGUGAGCACCGUGGAUGUCACCGCUAGGUUGAACACUCGGAGAAAGCUCCCAGGCGAGGUCGUGUGGGCUCCGACGUCAGGCUUCUGGCAUACAACCAUAAAUGUUUAUGGGCAACGACAGAGGGCAGACGCCAUCGGGAAGUUCCUUUCCCAUCGCAAUAGCUGCGACGCCAAAACGCCGCCGCUGCUGCCGCCGCCGCCAGCGUGA